AUGCUGGUCAAGGCAAGAAAGAUAGCAGUUGUUGGUUCUCGUUCAGUUGGGAAGUCAUCAAUGACAGUAAGAUUUGUUGAAGAUCAUUUUGUUGAAAGUUAUUAUCCAACCAUUGAAAAUCAAUUUAGUAAAUCAAUAAAUUAUAAAAAUCAAGAUUAUGCCAUUGAAAUAUUGGAUACUGCAGGACAAGAUGAAUUUAGUAUUAUGAAUGAGAAACAUCUAAUAGGAAUACAUGGAUAUAUAUUGGUCUAUUCUGUUACUAGUAGACAAUCCUUUGAAUUGAUUGAAUUCAUUAGAGAUAAGAUUUUGAAUUCGAUUGGAAAUGAUGAAUUACCAAUGGUUUUGGUUGGGAAUAAAAGUGAUUUAAAUUAUCAAAGACAAGUUGAUACUAAAGAAGGUGAAGAAUUAGCUAAAAGAUUUAAAUGUAAGUUUUUAGAAACUUCAGUUAGAAAUAAUGUGAAUAUAAAUUCAGCAUUUGAAAGUUUAAUUGAUGAAAUUGAAAAAAUACAAAAUCCAAUUAUUAAACGAGAUGAUAAAUGUAUUGUUAUGUAA
Molecule: messenger RNA, 552 nt
Organism: Hemisphaericaspora subhashii
Lineage: Eukaryota; Fungi; Ascomycota; Pichiomycetes; Serinales; Debaryomycetaceae
Gene: RHB1
Product: putative GTPase
Exons: 1
Coding region: 1-552 (183 amino acids)
Biological process (GO): small GTPase-mediated signal transduction
Cellular component (GO): plasma membrane
Molecular function (GO): GTP binding; GTPase activity; GDP binding
Source: RefSeq, a predicted model, not a curated record